CAAAGCCAAGUCGCGCGCCACUUAGUCUGUCCCUCCUGGCCGACCGAGGCCCGUCCCGCCCUUCCCACCAGGUUCUGCUCCUUUCUUCCAGCUGAGGGUGCGAGGCCCUGGAUCUCCCCCCGCACCUCCCGCCUGAGGCCAGGCGCGAGGUGUCACCUGGUCAACCAAUCAAUGCCGACAGAUAAGCAAAUAUGCAUCCCCUCGGAACUGCCAGAACUGCUGAAGCAAUUUACCAAGGCCGCCAUUCGAACUCAGCCUCCGGAUCUCAUCCCGUGGGCUGCGGAUUAUUUUGGGGCUGUGUCCCAUGGAGAAAUCCCUCCAGUGAGAGAGGAGUCUGAGCGAGUUGCUUUGUCCAACUGGGCAGAGCUUACACCUGAGCUGUUAAAGAUCCUGCAUUUUCGGGUUGCCGGCAGACUGAUCAUCCAUGUAGACGAACUGGCCCACAUGUGGAAGGUGCUGAGUCUCCCAACAGAUCUGUUUAAUAGUAUGAUGAAUGUGGGCCGCUUCACAGAGGAGAUCGAGUGGCUUAAGUUUUUAACCCUUGCUUGCAGCUCUCUCGGAGUUACCAUUGCCAAAACUCUCAAGAUAGUGUGUGAAGUUUUAUCAUCUGACCACAGUGGUGGACCUGCCCGGAUCCCUUUUAGCACCUUCCAGUUUCUCUACACAUAUCUUGCUGAAAUGGAUGGGGAGAUCUCUGCAUCACACGUCAGCCGAAUGCUGAACUACAUUGAACAGGAAGUAAUUGGUCCUGAUGGUUUAAUCAAGGUGGACGACUUUACCCAAAAUCCCAAGGUUCGGCUGGAGUAAAAGCACAAGUUUUGGCAAUUUUACAGGAAGAUAGAGAGAUGAUCAUGCUUCAUAAUAACUGAACACCAUACACCAGCCAGUAUCAAUUUCCUUGUACAACUGGUACACACUAAUAAACAAUUAACCAAAUAUAUGGAAUCAGAAAUGUGUGGAGUUAAGAUGUAAAACUGUUGGAAUGAAACACCUACAUCAACAGAAGAUUAGUAUUUUUCCCACAUGGACACUGAGUAAAAGUAGCUGAUGAAGCAUGUCAGAUUUUCAGAGGUAGAAUGCUAAUACCAGGCAGUUUCAAUGUUUUGUGAUUGUUGGGCAUAACUUAGAAGAGUAUCUUUUACAUGUCAAUCUACAUUUUUACUAAUUCAUUUCUCCAUUUGUCUGUACGAUGCUAGACAUUCAUUCAUUUACUCACUCACCAAUGUUUAUUAUGUUAGCUAUAUGCCAGGUGUAGGAUUGCCAGAUAAAAUACAAGACACCCAGCUAAAUUCGAAUUUUGUGUAAAAAGAUACUUUUUUAGUGUUUUUUGUUUGUUUUGCUAAACCUGCCAAGAACUAGAUUGGCUUCUGGACAUAUAGAAAUAAAUUAUAUCUGAAUUCUACCCUCAAGGAGCUCACAG
Molecule: messenger RNA, 1420 nt
Organism: Manis pentadactyla (Chinese pangolin)
Lineage: Eukaryota; Metazoa; Chordata; Mammalia; Pholidota; Manidae
Gene: ROPN1
Product: rhophilin associated tail protein 1
Exons: 6
Coding region: 172-807 (211 amino acids)
Source: RefSeq, a predicted model, not a curated record